Molecule: messenger RNA, 531 nt
Organism: Hydatigera taeniaeformis
Lineage: Eukaryota; Metazoa; Platyhelminthes; Cestoda; Cyclophyllidea; Taeniidae
Source: the annotation of a GenBank genome assembly
AUGAGUCGACGACAAGGCUCCACUACCUCGUCAAGUUCUAGUGGGGUAAAGAUUGGCAGAGUAACAAAUGUCUCACGCGAUGAAUCAGUAGACAAUCGAAAGUCCCUAUCUGACAGAAACUCUCAAAAUGCAAGUAUCAAAGAGGUGAUUGCACCAAUGGAAGCCAGCGAACCUCGAUCUAGCGGGACGAAGUACAACGAUACGUCCAGCGUCAGGUCCAGUGGCAGUGACAGUAUCAGUAAUGACAGUCUCCGGGACAGUUUCGAAAUUCUCCAUGAAGAGCCGGUAAAUGAGGAAUUGUUGAAAGAUGUGAUGAAAAUUGUAAAAUUCAAUGAAGACAAGGUUAAAGAGGAGAAGGACAUGGCUAAAUUACUAAAAGAUGGUGUUGAAAAGAGGCAUGGAAAACACUGGCAAGCUAUCGUUGCUUACACAAAUCUGGGCUGCAAUGUUGAGCAUGAGGUUAAAACAUUUGUUUACUUGCGGAAAAAUAAUCGUAUAUACAUCCUCUUUCGUACGCCCAUAUCUGAGUAG